This is a messenger RNA of Colias croceus (clouded yellow), 416 nucleotides long. RefSeq lists its product as uncharacterized. The record is from RefSeq and is a predicted model, not a curated record. The coding region runs from base 41 to 355 and encodes 104 amino acids. Lineage: Eukaryota; Metazoa; Arthropoda; Insecta; Lepidoptera; Pieridae. The transcript has 4 exons.
AUUGUAGCCUAGAUCACUGAUAGUGGUAUUGGUGUUAGUAAUGAUAUUUAGAAUACUGUGGACUAGUUUAAUUAUUUUAGGAUUAGCCGAAGAAGUCUGGACCCACGUGGAGAUUGAGGCUGAAGACUACUUCUUUCCAUUAGAACCAGUAAUAAAUUUCUGCAAAAUGGCCGAUCAGUGCCAGCACGACUUCGUGGCUAUUUGUGGACAAGAUUCUUUGGGUAUUUCUCGAAUGUUCAAUGAUAAUUGCGAUUUGUAUGAGUACAAUUGUGAUGAGAAGAAACAAUACCGCCAUGUAAAACUAGACGUGUGCAAGUACGAAGCCGCUGCAGCUGAAAGAGCACAGUAUAAGUGAAAAAUAAAUAAGGAAAUUAUUAUAAAAAACUUAUGACGCAAUAAAUUUUAUUUUGUAUUGA